Capsicum annuum is the source of this 2903-nucleotide messenger RNA. Its product is annotated as subtilisin-like protease SBT1.2. The transcript is spliced from 4 exons. Gene Ontology annotation, molecular function: serine-type endopeptidase activity. Gene Ontology annotation, biological process: proteolysis. The record is from RefSeq and is a predicted model, not a curated record. Bases 368 to 2680 code for a protein of 770 amino acids. NCBI's taxonomy places the organism in Eukaryota, Viridiplantae, Streptophyta, Magnoliopsida, Solanales, Solanaceae.
GCCGUCAUUUUUCCGGUGGGAUUAUUACAGAAUCCGGCCAUAGUGACUUUUGUGAUGGCCGGAGCAAAGUUAAAUGACUUUUGUGAAAUGAAUGAAAGAAAAAAAUGAUUUUUGUGUAUAAUAGACACAAAGUUAAAUGACCUUGAAAUUUGUUCUGAGAAAAUAGUAGAAAGAACAAAUUUAAAGAACUUGGGAAUGUUCGUGGACUUUUUGAAUCUUGAUCACCACCUCGUGAAGAGGAGCUCUUGAAUCUCACGAGUUUCUUCUUUUGUUUCACAAACAUGAAUUUUGAAUUGUCUUCAACCCCUUUAAAUACCCCACCAAGUAUUUCAAUCAACAUGCAUUAUUCUACAACAAAUAUAAUCCAAUGGAACUCAAUUUCCAACACUACAUUCUAUGUUCCCUACUAUGUUUUAUUCCCCUACUACAAGCUCAAAAGUUGCAAACUUACAUAGUACAAUUGCAUCCACAUGCAUCAACAAGAACCCCUUUUAGUUCUAAGCUACAAUGGCACCUUUCAUUUCUUGAAAACUUCAUUUCCUCAGGCGAAAACUCGAGUUCUCGCCUUUUGUACUCUUACCAUUCUGCAUUUGAAGGUUUUGCAGCUUUGUUAUCUGAAAAUGACCUAAAGGCAAUGAAGAAAUCGAACAAUGUGUUAUCGAUAUAUCCAGAGAGGAGGCUUGACGUUCAGACAACUUAUUCUUACAAGUUCUUAGGACUUAGUCCUACAAAAGAAGGUACUUGGUUGAAGUCUGGAUUUGGUCGAGGCGCGAUCAUUGGAGUUCUUGAUACUGGAAUUUGGCCAGAAAGUCCGAGUUUUGUUGACCAUGGAAUGCCUCUUAUUCCAAAGAAAUGGAAAGGUACCUGCCAAGAAGGACAAGAUUUCAAUUCUUCAAGUUGCAAUCGCAAGCUUAUUGGUGCAAGGUUCUUCCACAUAGGACACAUGAUGGCAUCAAAGACAUCAAAAUCAAUAGAUUUUGUGGAGGAAUAUGCAUCGCCACGAGAUUCUCAAGGCCAUGGCACACAUACAGCAUCGACUGCAGGGGGAGCUCCCGUUCCAAUGGCAAGUGUGCUUGGAAAUGGAGCAGGGGAGGCUCGAGGGAUGGCCCCGGGUGCUCAUAUCGCGAUAUACAAAGUUUGCUGGUCGAGUGGUUGUUAUAGCUCCGAUAUACUUGCAGCUAUGGAUGUAGCUAUUAGAGAUGGAGUAGACAUAUUGUCGCUUUCACUUGGUGGUUUCCCCGUUCCACUUUAUGAGGAUACUAUUGCCAUUGGCAGUUUUCGAGCCAUGGAGCAUGGAAUUUCGGUUGUAUGUGCUGCAGGAAAUAAUGGUCCGAUGCUAAGUUCAGUAGCAAAUGAGGCUCCUUGGAUUGCCACUAUUGGUGCUAGCACACUUGACAGGAAAUUUCCAGCAAUAAUUCAGCUAGGUAAUGGCAAGUAUGUGUAUGGAGAAUCCUUGUAUCCCGGGAAACAAGUUCAUAAUUCUCAGAAAGUGCUUGAGCUUGUUUAUCUCAACGAUGGAGAUAAUGGAAGUGAAUUUUGCUUAAGAGGAUCUCUUCCAAGAGCAAAAGUCCAUGGGAAAAUCGUUGUAUGUGAUCGUGGAGUUAAUGGGAGAGCAGAGAAAGGUCAAGUUGUUAGAGAAUCAGGUGGUGUUGCCAUGAUCCUAGCAAAUACAGCAAUAAAUUUGGAGGAAGAUUCUGUCGAUGUGCAUGUCCUUCCAGCAACAUUGAUUGGUUUCGAUGAAUCAAUUCAGUUGCAAAGCUACAUGAACUCAACGCGAAAACCAACAGCUCGAAUCAUAUUUGGAGGCACGGUUAUAGGAAAAUCUAGUGCACCUGCUGUAGCACAAUUUUCUUCAAGGGGUCCAAGUUUUACUGAUCCUUCAAUUCUCAAACCUGAUUUGAUUGCUCCUGGUGUCAACAUUAUUGCUGCUUGGCCGCAAAAUAAAGGCCCUAGUGCACUUCCUGAGGAUACAAGAAGAGUAAAUUUCACCGUCUUAUCAGGAACUUCAAUGGCUUGUCCUCAUGUUAGUGGCAUUGCUGCACUGCUCCAUUCAAUUCAUCCUAGAUGGUCACCGGCUGCAAUCAAAUCCGCGCUAAUGACGACUGCAGACACAACUAACCACCAAGGAAAACCAAUCAUGGAUGGUGACACACCAGCUGGACUUUUCGCUGUGGGAGCUGGACAGGUAAAUCCUGGAAGAUCCGAUGAUCCCGGAUUAAUAUAUGACAUUCAGGCCAAUGACUAUGUCACUCACCUUUGCACUCUUGGGUACAAACACAGAGAAAUCUUUAGCAUUACUCACAAGAAUGUUAGCUGCCACGACGCUUUGCAGAAAAACCGGGGUUUUAGCCUCAAUUACCCCUCGAUAUCCGUGAUCUUUAAGGCAGGAAAAACAAGAAAAAUGAUCACAAGGAGAGUGACAAACGUAGGGAGUCCUGAUUCCGUUUACUCAGUUGGAAUUGUGGAGCCAGAAGGAGUUAAAGUGAGAGUUAAACCGCGGCGUCUGAUAUUUAAGCGCGUAAAUCAAAGUUUAACUUACAGAGUUUGGUUUAUAGCAAGGAAGAGAAUUGGGACUCAAAGGAAAAGCUUUGCAGAAGGACAAUUGAUGUGGAUCAACUCCAGAAAUAAAUACCAGAAAGUUAGAAGUCCUAUUUCAGUUGCAUGGCCAUCAAGGAAGUAAAGGCGUUACGUGCUACAACAUGUUUAACAUAUACUGAUAGUGUAAAAAUUCUUUAUACCAUCAGCGUAUGUAACUCGAAUCUAUUACUAUAUAUAUUUUACUAGCAUUAAAGUUUCAUUGUCUUAGUUUUAAACAUUUAAUUAAGAUUCUAUUACUAUAUUGUAAUAGCUCCAAGGUUUUAUUGUCUUAGUCGUUCCAAACAUUUAACUGAGUUUUUAAGUCA